Molecule: messenger RNA, 2700 nt
Organism: Exophiala aquamarina CBS 119918
Lineage: Eukaryota; Fungi; Ascomycota; Eurotiomycetes; Chaetothyriales; Herpotrichiellaceae
Product: DNA ligase 1
Exons: 1
Coding region: 1-2700 (899 amino acids)
Biological process (GO): DNA biosynthetic process; double-strand break repair via alternative nonhomologous end joining; mitochondrial DNA repair
Cellular component (GO): DNA ligase III-XRCC1 complex
Molecular function (GO): DNA binding; ATP binding; DNA ligase (ATP) activity
Source: RefSeq, a predicted model, not a curated record
AUGGAGAGCCCGUCGAAGCGGCGGAAGAAGAAUGACUCGAAACCUGCCCCGGUCUCCCAUCGGAAUCUAGACUUCUUCUUCCGCAAGCAGUCCAGUCUACCACAAGCAGUGCUCAAUGGGACGCCCCCUGGUAAAGACGUCCGGAGCGAGCAGGACCAGUCCACCUCCGAACAAUCCCUCACGGACGAGGAGCUGGCUAGGAAACUCCAAGCAGAAUGGGAAAAUGAAGACAAUGAGACGCAGAAGCAAGAGCGGGCAAAUGAAUUAGAGACAGGCCCGAAACCAGAUCAUGUUGAAGGCACGCCGCAUGAAGCCAAGGAGAAUGCUAGGGAAUUCCUCGCUGAAGCCCUAGACAAACCCUUAGCUCAGGCGAAGCCGCCAGAGAAUGCCAACAAGACCAGUUUCCUCGGUCUGCAAUCUACCUCAUCUGAUGAGGAUGCCAUCACUCUCACCAUACCCUUUGAUCAGAGCCCUCUCAUUUUCGACCCAGGCCAGUACAUCCCCGCUCUAAGAAAGCAGUGGGAUACUGAGGGAGGAGACGCAUUCUACGCUCUCUUGACCCGAUGUUUUGUCCUCGUCAACUCUACACAGAGCAGAAUUAAGAUAGUAGACACCCUUGUGAAUUGUCUACGAGUGAUCAUUGAAGCUGACCCCGAGAGUCUUCUUCCUGCCGUCUGGUUAGCGACAAAUUCCAUCUCACCUGCCUACAUCUCUCUCGAGCUUGGACUUGGUGGCUCGGCCAUUUCAAAGGCCCUGAAGAAAAUCUGUGGUCUUGACGGUGCAGGCUUGAAAACACUCUACGAUAAGCACGGCGAUGCUGGAGAUGUGGCGUUCGAGGCUAAGAAGAGACAGAGCUUCACUCUGAGGAAGCCUAAACCUCUUUCCAUCAAGGGUGCAUAUCAGACUCUGGUGAAGAUUGCCAACAGCAAAGGCCAUGGAAGUGUUGAGCAAAAGCAAAGACUUGUGGAACGACUGCUACAGGAUGCCAGAGGUCCAGAAGAGAGCAGGUAUAUUGUGAGGACGCUUGUGCAGCACCUGAGAAUCGGGGCUGUAAAGACAACCAUGUUGAUUGCUCUAGCAAGAGCCUUCCAGCUAUCACGCCCAGCUCGUGCUGACUUUGCAAUCAGAGAUCGCGUAGAACUGACAAUGCUCAAAAAGGAAGAUUUGGCCUUGGUAUGGUCCAAGGCUGAAGAAGUUGUCAAGACUUGUUUCGCAAGACGACCCAGUUACAACGAUCUGGUCCCUGGUCUGCUAGAAGUAGGCGUAUCAGAAGAGCUAUUGUUACGUUGUGGACUAGCCCUACAUAUCCCACUGCGACCUAUGCUUGGAAGUAUCACCCGGGACCUGAGCGAAAUGCUCACUAAAUUACAAGGUCGUGAUUUCAGCUGUGAGUUCAAAUACGACGGACAACGAGCACAAGUCCAUUGUGAUGAAAACGGCAAGGUCUCGAUCUUCUCGCGCCAUCUGGAGGUCAUGACAGACAAAUACCCUGAUCUUGUCGCCCUUGUGCCCGAAAUCCGAGGCGACGGCGUUUCCAGUUUUAUCCUUGAAGGUGAAGUCGUUGCUGUGGACCAAAACACCGGAGAGCUCAAAACGUUCCAAACCCUUACCAACCGUGCAAAGAAGGACGUUGAUAUAGGCUCCAUCCAAAUCAAUGUCUGCCUCUUUGCCUUCGACCUCAUGUACCUCAACGGCGAGCCACUGCUCGACCGUCCAUUUCGCGAAAGACGAGGUCUUCUUCGGAGCAUGUUCGUCGAGAAACAACACCGGUUUACCUGGGUACAGAGCAUCGACGCCACAUCAGCUGAUUCAGAGACUGUCCUAGAAUUCUUCAAAUCUGCCACCGACAUCAAGUGUGAGGGAAUCAUGGUCAAGGUCUUGGACGAUCUCCCUAACCCAGAUCUGUCAAUGCCUGACACCGAAUAUUCCGAGGAAACAGACUCCGCUCUGGUUACAACAGGACCAGUAACGCCGAGCAAAAAGGGCAAGAAAGCGGCGGCGGCAGCAGCAGCAAAGAAGGAAACCUCAUCCGAGCGACAGCAGGACAAAGAAAAAGGCACGCGCCGCAAGGCCCUCCUCGCCUCCUACGAGCCAGACAAACGGCUCGACUCCUGGCUGAAGGUGAAAAAGGAUUACGCCACCUCAGCGGACACGAUCGACCUGAUCCCCGUGGCAGGGUGGCACGGGCAAGGCCGCAAAGCGAAAUGGUGGUCACCGAUCCUGCUGGCGUGCCGCAACCCGUCGACCGGCGCGCUCGAAGUCGUCACGAAAUGCAUCUCGGGCUUCACGGACAAAUUCUACCAAGCGAACAAGGAAAAAUACGCCGAGGGCGGCGACAACACGCUGGCGUCGAAGCCGGCGUACGUCGAGUACGGCGCGUACGAGCCGGACGUGUGGUUCGAGCCGCAGGAGGUCUGGGAGAUGGCGUUCGCGGACAUCACUCUGAGUCCGACGUACACUGCUGCGAUUGGGCUGGUGAGUGACGAGAGGGGCCUGAGUAUGCGCUUCCCACGGUUUCUGAGAGUCAGGGACGAUAAAGGCAUUGAGGAUGCCAGCACGGCCGAUUUCCUGGCGGACCUUUUUCGGAAGCAGGAGGCCAGGAUCCAGGCGGCGAUGGCGACGACGGCUGCUGGAGGUGGUGCACCGCUGGGUGGCGAUGAAGAAGAAGACCCAAAUCAAGAUGACGCUGGCGAACAGUAG